Impatiens glandulifera is the source of this 555-nucleotide messenger RNA. RefSeq names its product protein FAR-RED IMPAIRED RESPONSE 1-like. The transcript has 2 exons. Bases 1 to 555 code for a protein of 184 amino acids. NCBI's taxonomy places the organism in Eukaryota, Viridiplantae, Streptophyta, Magnoliopsida, Ericales, Balsaminaceae. Gene Ontology annotation, molecular function: zinc ion binding. The record is from RefSeq and is a predicted model, not a curated record.
AUGGGGAAUUUUGUACAAUAUCAAUGUAAGAUGUUUGAGUUUAGGAGAAUUUUGUGCAGACAUAUUCUUAUGGUGCAUAGAAGAAUGAAAGUGGAUCAAGUGCCUGAGAGAUAUGUCUUGGACCGUUGGCGCAAAGAUUUGAAACGAGGUUAUCAAAGCAUCACCAAUAUUUAUGAUUCUGAUGUGUCUGAAAGUCAAAGAAAAAGGUAUAACAGUCUAACUCCAAUGAUGCAUUUGUUCCAACAACUUGCAUCACAAUCUGAAGAUAAGACCUCAGUUGCGUCUAGACUUUUGGAAGACAUGAUUCAAAAGUUGAUGUUGGAUUUUGAUAAUGCAUAUACAAGUUCCACACCAGCAACUACUCCUCCAACCGAGAAAGUGAUUCACUCUCUGGUUAGAGUGAGGGCUCGAGGUAGGCCACCAACGAAACGAAAAUUAUCUGCCGUAGAAAAAGUAAUUAACAGGUCCAAACAUUCAACAAAGGACUUGGAAGGUAGGAGCAACAACAGUAGGAGCAACAACAGUAGGAGCAACAACAGUAGGAGCAGAAACUGA